Topomyia yanbarensis is the source of this 1260-nucleotide messenger RNA. RefSeq lists its product as uncharacterized. The record is from RefSeq and is a predicted model, not a curated record. The transcript has 3 exons. The coding region runs from base 652 to 984 and encodes 110 amino acids. NCBI's taxonomy places the organism in Eukaryota, Metazoa, Arthropoda, Insecta, Diptera, Culicidae.
GCUCGGAGGCACAUCACCGUUUAUUCAUCCGGCAUUGCCUUGCAUCGGUGGAAGGUGGAUUUUCGAGCCAAGUCAAGUUUGCGAAAUGUUUCGCGUGGUCGUGUAUGAGGAAGUAAAUUUUGGCAUUAAUUGAUACUUCGAACAAUCGGACGGUCGCGAAUGGUUAUUGCAAUUGUACGAACAGGCAGCAGUGGUGAGGUUUAGUACAGUGCAGUGCAGUGCAGCAUUAUCUCAUCAAGCUUACAAGACUGGUAGUGUGACUUGCAUACCAAAGGCCCCCUCAGCACGGCUUGGCAGGCAAAAGUGACUGUUGCAAAAAUAUACACAUGUUCGAAUGCAUUCGGCUAGAAAAAAUAAGCGCAUAGUACCUUGUAGCAGUUCGGGGCUCGGUUUGCAUCAAACCAUUUUAUGGCGAUACUGAGAAUAGUAUUUUGUGGCUUUUCGUGUUGCUACUUCUUACGGAGUGCUUUGGUUCACCGUGUUACAGCAACGGCACCUGCUCAGUUUAGUCCGCGUGUGUCGAAAUUAAGCUGAUGUUAGUUAGUCGAUCGCUGCGGUUUGCCAAGAAUAGAUGCUCAUUCGGUGUGAUUUAGAACUUUAGGAACGUGAUAUUUUUGCGAACCCGAUUCUUGCUGGCAACGUUGAGUGAACAUGAAGAAAUUUGUGAUAAUUAUCAGUGUCAUCCUAGUGCUAAGCACCGUUCCAACGCCACCGGUCGAAGCCACUGUUGUGCGGUUAUUUACCGAGCUGCUGCAGAAUAACGUGGCCGGCAUUCCAUUGAUUCACAAAACCGAGGAGUUCGAUUUCGAUCCGGAAAUUAGCAAAAAGCGUCGUGAACUAUAUUAUGAGCAACAUGGUUACCGAGGCGAGAAGGCCAUCCAACGAGUGGGGCUGGGAAUCGAUGGCAAACACAGGGAACGAAUGGAACACCAACGACUAAGGGACGAAGGACAUCUGAACGGAUUGAAUGAUCUGCAGCCCUAGGGCGCUAGGUUCGACUACAAUUGGAACCUGUUAUUGAGCUUGUUGUGAACGAGCUGUCGUGAGACUGAUUGGAGGUGCAAUAUAGUUUUGAAAAUUGAAAAUGUUUAUCAACAAAGCUUUAUCGGAGUUGGCUAACGUUUAUGGUCGUCAUGUACACCGUGAAAGUUACUUCGCUUCAUUUUGAAUCAUUCGUUGCGUAAUAUUAACAAUAAUAAUAACAAAACAAAACUUAAAGUGGUGAUGUUUUACAUAAAAUAUCAAAUGCUGUGAGAUUAA